Molecule: messenger RNA, 708 nt
Organism: Sphaerodactylus townsendi
Lineage: Eukaryota; Metazoa; Chordata; Lepidosauria; Squamata; Sphaerodactylidae
Product: polypeptide N-acetylgalactosaminyltransferase 6-like
Exons: 2
Coding region: 97-708 (203 amino acids)
Source: RefSeq, a predicted model, not a curated record
CAGGUUUGAAAGAAGAUGGUAAGAUUCCACAGAUUAGCCAAAACCUUGAACAGUGUGCAUCUUUGAUACGGAAGCAGUUGCUGAACAUCACUCGCCAUGAGGCUGCUCCGAAGACACUACGGCCCACUGAAGCUGGCCUUGGUGGGCGUCGUCUUCAUGAUUUUUCUCUUCAUUAUGCAAAGGGACGUGGGCAGUGGGGAGCACAGGGAAGAGCCCUGGCUAAAAAACAUUGUGGACAGGAAAGAUCAAAUGAUUGACAUGAUGAUGGGAGCCGUCAACAACAUCCGCGAUUCUAUGCCAAAGCUGCAGAUCCGGGCUCCAGUUCAGCAAGAGGCACCAGCACAGAGCAGCAAAUCUUGCCUGCCAGGCUACUACACACCGGCAGAACUGAAACCCCUCAUGGAGCGUCCACCUCAGGACCCCAAUAGUCCAGGGGCUGACGGCAAACCUUUCAAGAAAGAUCAAUGGAAUCCAGAAGAGACCAAGGAGAAAGAGCGUGGUUAUGAGAAGCAUUGCUUCAAUGCCUUUGCUAGUGACCGGAUCUCUCUCCAGAGGCCCCUGGGACCAGACACGAGGCCCCCUGAGCUGAACUCGCUACUGAAAGAACAGCAUUGCGCGCCCAACCGCUUUAUUUUCCCCACCUCGCCCCCUGUUCUCCCACUUUACGUCAUGUCACUUUUGUUUCUGCUGAGCUGCCAAUCGGUGUGA